AUGAGAGCUUUCAGUGUCGUAUCUGUUGCCUGUAUUGUGGCUUCUGUUGCUGCAUUCCAGUAUCCCGACUUUGUGCCCCUGAGCAAGCGUCAGGCACCUGGCACUCCAGAGUACGAAUGUCACGCCAACUGCGGCGGUAUAAUCACGGCAUCACGCUCGGAUGGCUAUUGCGACUCCAGUAACUUUAAGAGUAUGCUGAGCGAUUGUCUGGACUGCGCCCUGGUGUAUGACAUUUGGAAAUACUACGGCAAUUCUGUGUCCUCUGCUGCCGAAAACUGCGGACUCGAUGCGACUCCUGUUGAAACGACCCCGUCCAGUGCGUCUACCGCAACUGAAACUACCACUUCCAACGAGACCGAAAGCGAGACCGCGUCAACCAGCACUGUUGCAGGAUCGUCCUCGGAGGGCGCUUCAUCAACGGAGAUAACGGCCGACUCAACUACUGUGAAAUCAACCUCUGUCAUCCCUACAGCAACCACUCCUGUCACCCAUACCUCUCCGAGUAGCGCGACAUCAACCACCCCCACCCCGUCCGACCCGGAGUUUACUGGCGCCGCUACCUUCAACACCCCCGGUUGGUUGCUCAUGGGCGGCCUCGCUGGAGCUUUUGCGGCGGUUCUCGUACAAUAG
Molecule: messenger RNA, 630 nt
Organism: Aspergillus nidulans FGSC A4
Lineage: Eukaryota; Fungi; Ascomycota; Eurotiomycetes; Eurotiales; Aspergillaceae
Exons: 3
Coding region: 1-630 (209 amino acids)
Source: RefSeq, a predicted model, not a curated record